UUAAUCAUGGCAGAGUCUCUGUCCUGUCGCGUUCUUUUCUGGCUUCUUGUAGGACUCUGUUUCCACCUGGGGGCGGCUUUACUUCCUAAAACAGUAAAAGAUGAUCUCCGGGAAAAUAGCAAGAUUGUGGGUGGACAAGAAGUGGAACCGGGAUCUCUACCUUAUAUGGUGGCGCUGUACAUGAACGUGAGCGGGGAGGUGAAGUUUCACUGUGGAGGAGCGAUUGUAUCUCCUCACCAUGUGUUAACUGCGGCUCACUGUGUGACUGGAUGGCACGGCGACAGAUUCACAGUCGUCGCCGGCGCACACGACCUCGCUUUCCCCGAGGCGACUCAGGUCAGCAUUGGCAUUGCGGAGGUCACGGUUUCUGAACUCUUCUACUGGGAGCCCAAUUCCGCAAUCCCGGUCAACGAUAUCGCACUUUUGAGGUUGGUAUCUCCUCUGUCCUUCGGCGAGGGCGUUGACGCCGUGCAGAUGCCAGACCAAGACGAGGACCCAGCGGUGGCCGACCAUUGCGUCGUGUCUGGCUGGGGGGCGCUGGAGGAAGGAGGACCGGUGACUUCGGUGCUGCACGCUGUUGAUGUACCUGUAAUUGAUCAAAUGUACUGUGAGGAUUCGUAUCCUUAUCUCAUUACCCCUACUAUGAUGUGUGCAGGUUACCCGACGGGGCAGCACGACGCUUGUGCGGGCGACAGUGGAGGCCCUCUGGUGUGCGGAGGACUUCUGCAGGGUAUUGUUUCUUGGGGAAGUGGGUGCGCAGAACCCCUUAAGUUUGGCGUGUACACUCGGGUGGCUUUUUUCAGGGACUGGGUAGAGAAGCACAACUACAUUCCGGUGUAAAUUGUGACAAGGAGCUUGAGGAAAAGGGUGAAGGGCAGUAGGCUUAUUUGAAACGUAAAUGUUGUGGAAAACUGUUUCGUAAUUGGCACUUCAUAAGUGAUUUUUUUAUUAUAGAAAUAUGGAUCGUCGGGAUUAUCGCUUCGCGAAUGUAAAUAAAGAAAACUGCAGUUGUA
Molecule: messenger RNA, 1013 nt
Organism: Penaeus indicus
Lineage: Eukaryota; Metazoa; Arthropoda; Malacostraca; Decapoda; Penaeidae
Product: anionic trypsin-like
Exons: 7
Coding region: 7-840 (277 amino acids)
Biological process (GO): proteolysis
Molecular function (GO): serine-type endopeptidase activity
Source: RefSeq, a predicted model, not a curated record